Messenger RNA from Phoenix dactylifera (date palm), 708 nucleotides. Lineage: Eukaryota; Viridiplantae; Streptophyta; Magnoliopsida; Arecales; Arecaceae. The record is from RefSeq and is a predicted model, not a curated record.
CCACCAAAGCAGAGGUAAGCUUGAACAACGUAGUGUUUCUAUCUGUCAUAGAAGAAGAUGGCCAAGCUAUCCUAUCUUCUUCUAGUCCUUCUUGUUUUUGUAUCAGUUUUGCUUGUGCCUGCCACUGUUGCAGUUGCAUCAUCCAAUGAAGCUUUAUACCAUCGGAAGAUAAGGUCUGCUAUGAAUGAAGGUCUCAAGCAUCAUCAGGUAGAGGACUUGACUGCCACAAUAAGGCAUCAUCUACUGGAGAAUCCUAAUGGUGGAAGAAACUCUGGUUUGAAUGAAGCCGCCCGUGAUCCAACCAGCAGAGAUGAAGGCAUCGACAACACUGUUGAUCAAGAAGGAGACCCCUUUGAUGCAACCAGAAAUGGUAACAAAAGUGAAUAUCGUGGAGCGGGUACUGACAGUCACCAUUCCAUUGAUCUUGAAUCAUGGAACAAACUGCAUCCAGCUAAACCAGCUAACUAGCUGUUUGACAUAAUAUAGGCUGAUGUUAUAUAGCAAAAGCCAUAAUAAGCCCCUACGGGAUGGGACAGCUUGCUGUCUCUGUGCUAUUGAAUCAGCUAGUGACCGAGUGUCUCGUGUUUUUAUUUAUGUAUGGACCAAAUAUAUGUUUGCUUGGACAAUGUAAUGCCGUAUUAAGUAUUACUGCACCUAAACUGCCUCAUGUUUGUUAUCCAUGAUAACUGAAAUGCUUCUUUCUGAUGA